Molecule: messenger RNA, 3219 nt
Organism: Aphidius gifuensis
Lineage: Eukaryota; Metazoa; Arthropoda; Insecta; Hymenoptera; Braconidae
Product: collagen alpha chain CG42342
Exons: 23
Coding region: 594-2570 (658 amino acids)
Source: RefSeq, a predicted model, not a curated record
UCUUGUUGCGACCGUGGAACCGCGCGUCUCGCGAGUGUCAAAUUUAUCUUAUGGUAUUUAAAUAUCAUUCCAAUUUUCAUGACAUUUUAAUAUUCACAUUUUAUCAAUUAAAUCAACAAUCAAAUCAAUACAAAAAAUUAUUAUUAACUUAUUUAUCAAUUACUAUUAUUUUAAAUAUAUUUUAAAUCGACGUAUUGUUUAACAGGUGUGACUUUUAAAUGCUCAUUUUAACUAAAAUACAGUCAUAAAAAAAAUAUCAGCAUAUGCUUAAAAUAAAAAAAAAAAAAGUUUAAUUGAAUUUUUACGUGAAGAGAAUUAUUCAAAAGUGAAACGUUAAAAAUAUUUAAAAAAAAAAAAUUUGACAGUGUAAUUCUAGGUAUUUAUUAAGUGAUUUUGACAAACAUGGGUUUGUCUUGAAUGACCAAGUGAUUGUGAACGCGAUGAAUAGCAUAUUGACGAUGAAGUUUCGGUAUUAAAUUUGGAGUGAAUAAUAAUUAAUCAAUAAAUAUUAUUUAAAAAAAAAAUUGAUAAAAUAAUUUAAAUAACAAGAGUGACAAGUGUUUUGUAAAAAAAAAAAAAAAAAAAAAAGUAAAAUGUUGGGCAGGGGGGAGGUGAAAAUUGGUCACGUGCCAUUAGUUAAUACAAACACAAUGGAAUCAACUGAAAAUUGGCAAGGUCGUAAAAAUCUUGAGGCAACAAUGCCAAAAAAAUUUCGUAAAGAAAUAAAUCGUAAUGAUGGAAAUUCAUUGAAUUGGGCAAUGUUAAUAUUAUGCAUAGGAAGUAUUGGUAUAUCUGGUAUUCUUGCAUAUCGUGAAAUGAAACUUGAAUCAAGAAUUGCAAGUCUUGAAGCACGCUGUGAUCAUCAGGAAACAUCAGAAGUUAUCGUUAAAAGACUACGUAGGGAAGUACAAGAAGCAUUUUUAGGACAAAAAAUUCCUUAUCCAGAAUCACCAAUGAUCAGGAUUAAGAGAGACGUUGGAAAUGAAUGCAACUGUCCAGCUGGUCCGCCUGGUGAACCAGGACCCCCGGGAAAAAGAGGAAAAAAGGGAAAAAAAGGUGACCCUGGGGAGGCCGGAACACCGGGUGUUGCCGGGACUCCGGGCAAGAAUGGUUUUCCGGGACCUAUUGGAUUAGAUGGACCCAAGGGGGAUCCGGGACGACCUGGUGACAAGGGACAAAAAGGUGAACUUGGAAGUCCAGGCUUUGAUGUCUUCUCAGCUGUAAAGGUAGCUACCAUAAACAAUGGGGACUCUAUCAGAAAAAAAAUACUUCUAUACGGCAGAACGGGGUUGGGGUUAAAGAGGUCGGUGACGACGCUUCGUGGUGGAACACUUGGAUACGCGGAAAUCGUUGCAUUGAAGGGUGAACCAGGUGAACCAGGACCACCAGGACCUCCAGGACCACCAGGUGUUGAAGGUAUAUCUGGACAAGAUGGAAGACAAGGAAUACCAGGUGAAAUUGGUGCACCAGGUGAAAAAGGAGUUGCUGGACCAAUUGGACCUGCUGGACCUAUUGGUGUAGCCGGACCAAUCGGACCUAAAGGAAUGCCAGGACAUAGAGGUAUUCGAGGUUUUCCAGGACGACGCGGCGAUAAGGGCGACAAGGGUGACAGAGGCUUGACGACAUCACUAGAUGGAAAACAGAUUCCUCUUGGGAACUUUGAAGGACCACCAGGUCCACCAGGACCCGCUGGAAUUAAAGGAGAUUCUGGAGCACAAGGAGUUCCAGGUUUAGAUGGAAUAAAUGGUGAGCCUGGAAUACAAGGACCACCAGGAUUGCCAGGUCAUUCUGGUCCUAAAGGAGAAAAAGGAGAAUACGGUGAUAUUGGACCACCAGGUCUCAUGGGUCCUCCUGGUUUACCAGGUCCUCCGGGUGCACCAGGUCUCAGGGGAGAAAAAGGAGAAAAGGGAGAAUCGAGGUACAAAAAGUUGAGAAGAAGACAGGGUGAUGGAACAUUCGAAGUGAACGCUGGUGAAGUGAUAAUGGGACCACCCGGACCACCCGGUCCUGCAGGAACUCCUGGUCUUCAAGGUCCACCAGGCAUCAAGGGUGACAGAGGACACGAUGGUGCUAAAGGCGAACCAGGCGAGAAAGGAACGAAAGGUGAUCCAGGUCCAAUGGGACUUCCCGGACCUAUGGGAUUAAGGGGAGAGUCAGGUCGACCGGGAGACACUGGUAAACCCGGUGCGAUGGGCCAGCCAGGCUUAGACGGUAUGAAGGGUGCACAAGGUGAACCAGGUACCAAAGGUGAACGUGGUGAUCCAGGUCUACCCGGUACCGAUGGAAUUCCCGGUGCACAGGGUUCCAAAGGCGACAAAGGUGCCCAAGGCGAAGCCGGUAAAGUAGGUAAAAAAGGACGUAGAGGUGACAAAGGAAGUAAAGGUGAUCAGGGUGUGCCUGGUUUAGAUGCACCAUGUCCACUUGGUGCUGAUGGAUUACCACUUGCUGGAUGUGGAUGGAGAUCACCUCAGUCAAGGGUGCUAAGCGAAUGGCUGAGAGAAGAAGAGGAAGAACAAGUUGAAGAUGAGGAAGAAGAAAGGACAGUUAUGCGUUCAUCAAGAGACACUUGAAGUCAAAUAGAUUUGUUAUACAUACACUCAUUCAUUUAGGAUGUUCUUUCAACAAUCGUUCAACAAUUGACAAGAAAAUAAUACAAAGAUUCUAUCUGCUGCUACUGUUUUUUUUUUUUUUAAUUUUUUAUAGUUAUUUUUUUUUGUUUGCUUGUAUGUUCUCGGUGGUGUAUCACGUUGAUAUUAUCAAACAAGUGAAUUAAAAUUUUCCCCAGUAAGUGUUGUAAAUAAAUGUACUUACAGUGGAAAACAUAAAGAAAAAAAAAAAAAGUGUGUGCGUGCGUGAAUCAUACCGUGUGUGUACAUAUAAUUAAUAUAUAAAUUCUUUUUUUUUUUUUUUUAUUUGUUUUGCCAUUUUCAAGGCUAUUUUUGAUUAAUCAAAAAAAUAUUUAUUUAAAUCAAGUCAAAUUAAUAAUCACUAUGUCAUGCUAUUGUUUUUUUUUUCUAAUUUAUAUUAUAAUUAUAGUUAAUAUUUUAAUGUUAAUUUAAAAAUAAUUUGUAAUUUCAUAAUCCUAUUUAAACUGAAAGCAAAUAUAUAUUUAAGAAUAAAUUUAUAUUUAAAUAUUUCUAUAUUACAAUGAGAAAAAAAAACUAAAAACAUUGUAGAAAAAAUUGUCUAUUUAUAAUACAAGUUUGUAAUUGAAAAAAA